Molecule: messenger RNA, 1721 nt
Organism: Paramisgurnus dabryanus
Lineage: Eukaryota; Metazoa; Chordata; Actinopteri; Cypriniformes; Cobitidae
Gene: pmp22a
Product: peripheral myelin protein 22a
Cellular component (GO): plasma membrane
Source: RefSeq, a predicted model, not a curated record
AAGAAACGCAAAUACUGCUGUGGUACUACAUCUGGAAUUCACAGACUCGUGCGCUUUUGAAUCUAUAGUGGGAUCAUAGCAAACGCACGCCAGUGUUUUCUUCCUGCGCGCUCUCUCUCUCUCUCUCUCUCUUUAUUGAAGGAUUUCUCUUUCUUUUACCUGCGGACCCCAAAAUGCUGGCCAUCCUGUUAUCAACGCUAGUCUUGCAUCUGACAGAUUUGAUUAUUCUCUUCGUUGCCACGUGUGCUAAUGCGUGGAGAGCAAAUGGAUCUAGAAGUUUUGACCUCUGGUAUCACUGCGAACUAACCAAUGGAAAUCAGUGCGAAGGGACAAAUGAUGCAGAUUGGCUGCAAGCGGUACAAGCGCUCAUGGUCCUAGCCACCAUCUUCUGCUUGACCUCCUUCAUCAUCUUCCUCUGCCAGCUCUUCACCCUUGUAAAGGGAGGACGCUUCUUCUUCACAGCUGUCUUCCAGAUCCUUGCCAGCCUGUUUGUGAUGAGCGGUGCCAUCAUCUACACAGUGAUGAGCGAGAAAAAAGAUGAUGAGACUUGGGGAUACGCCUUUGUUCUGGCCUGGCUGGCCUUCCCUCUUACGCUCAUCAGUGGCUUCAUUUACAUCGUCCUGAGGAAGAAAGAAUGAAAAUGUACCCUUCAGAGAUUUUUCUGGAACUGAACACUACUCAGCCUAUAGACUUUAUAGCUGUCUCCUCCAGGCCUGAGUAUUUAGACCUAAUGUGAUCAAAGAAAGUGACAAUUCAUGAAGAUUCAAUACAGCCAAGACAUUGUUUGCGUGACACAGAUCUGUGUCUUUGGUUGGUGAGCCUAUUUAUAUAUCAGUUUUCCAUAGCUUUUUUGUAAAUAGUAAUGCAAUGGCAUUUCAAUGAAGGCCCUGAUAUUUCAAAGAUUUUACUGGAGGAGGAGAGAUAUAAGAAAAGUAUAAAUCUUUUUUUUAUAUAGUGUGUUUUAACCCUUUUCAAAUAUAUUGUUUUUUUUUUAAUGUAAUAAAGUGUGUAUUCUUAAACACUGCAAAAAAUGACUUUCUUACUUAGUAUUUUUGUCUUGUUUUCAACAGAAAUAUCAAAAAAUACUUAAAUUAAGAUGUUUUUUCUUGAUGAGCAACACGACCUAAGUAAAUAAGUCUAGUUUUAAGACAAAUAAUAUACAAUUUAAGUGAAAUUGUCCUUAAAACAAGCAAAAUUAUCUGCCAACGUUGUGAGAAAAAAACUGUGAAAUAAGAUUUCUUUUUUCUUAAACACUUAAUUCAAGUAAAAUUUUCUCACCCCAUUGGCAGAUAUUUUUGCUUGUUUUAAGCAUAAAUUCACUUAAAUUGUAAAUUUUUUGUCUAAAAACUAAUAUUAUUUUCUUAGGUCAUUUUGCUCAUCAAGAAAAUGCAUCUUGAUUUAAGAAUUUUUAGAUAUUUCUACUGAAAACAAGACAAAAAUACUAAGUAAGAAAGUCAUUUUUUGCAGUGAAGGGAUCUUGUUGAUGUUGACUUGAAGUUGCUUUUAAUAGCCAUAUGAAGCAUAUCCAUUAAAGUUUGUGUUCGAAAUUUUCGGAAAUGGUGCUAUGUAUUUACCAUUGCUGAACUUUAUAGUUAGAUGUGCCUAUAGACUCGUUUUGUACAAAAUAUUUUACAAUGUGUAUUUUACAUGUGAUUAUAUCACUUUAUGAGACGUCUUUUUGUAUUUUUUUGUUUUAAGAAAAAAUAAAACAUCUAAUUUUU